Messenger RNA from Tripterygium wilfordii, 1390 nucleotides. RefSeq names its product L10-interacting MYB domain-containing protein-like. The transcript is spliced from 3 exons. Lineage: Eukaryota; Viridiplantae; Streptophyta; Magnoliopsida; Celastrales; Celastraceae. The coding region runs from base 257 to 1246 and encodes 329 amino acids. The record is from RefSeq and is a predicted model, not a curated record.
GGGCCAAAUCUGUUUGUUGCAGCCCAUCAGGCGUUUCGGCCAGCCCACGUUCGUUGGAUGACGUUUUAGCCCACGUGAAUUUCUCGUUCCAGCCCACAAUACACACACAAGUACGCGUUUCUUCAUCUCCGUUAUCGCGAUCUUACUGAAUCCAUCCACAACUGAGCUCGGACACCUCACGUGAACCACGGUGACUCUGCUGCAUAUACACUCAGCUACGACGACGGGAUUCGCGACGAGCUCAACUCAAAUCAGUAUGAGUAAUACAACCACACCUCCUGCACCAUCAACCCAAGCUGCAGACAAGGCCAAUUGGGACUCUUCCCAAACCAAAGUGUUUGUUGAUCUUUGUGUCGAACAAGUAAAUGAAGGACGUAGGCCUGGUUCACACUUCACCAAAGAAGGUUGGCAGAAGAUAGUGACUGGCUUUUUUGAGAAAACAGGGAAGCGAUAUGAUCAACCACAAUUCAAGAACAAAUGGGACAAUCUGAAGAAGGAUUACAAAUUGUGGAAGAAACUGCGUAUUCAUGACACUGGGACUGGAUGGGAUAGUGUCCGUAACACUAUUCUUGCCGAUAAUGACUGGUGGGAGAAAAGAAUUCAGGAAGACAAAAAGGUUGCAAAGUUUCGAAGCCAGGGACCAGAAAACCUUGAGCAGUUGGAGGCACUAUUUGAUGGACUUGUGGCCACUGGUGAAUUUGCAAUGUUCGCAGGUGCAUCUAACCAAAAUGCUGGCCAAACUAAUCAAAGGACCAGCGCUGGAGAAAAUGUGGAUAAUAUCCAUCUCAGCUCUGCUGCUUCCAGUGAUCCAGAGUUUGACAUAAACAUUGAGCAAAGUAACGAAGUAAGUAGCUCCCCCACUCCGCCAAUUCGCCAAGUUAGGAGGAGAUCAGUAACACCAGGGAGCCGUGGGAAGAAGAAGCGUAGGGCAUCCGCGUCUGAUUAUCGAGAAGACAUUAGCAAGUCCUUGGGCAAUCUUGUGUCCGCUGUGAGCAGCCGGACAAAUGCAAUUGCCGGUACCCCUAUUUCAUAUGCAAAAGCUGAAAUUGCUGACUGUAUGAGAAUUUUGGAGGAAAUUCCAGAGACUGCCGAGAUGGGAGAUUUGCUAAUGUUUGCUCUUAAGUUGUUUCAGAACAAAGAUCAUCGUGAGUACUUCACUGCCAUGUUACGCAGGGACUGGCAGCUUGCAUGGUUGAAGAUGAUGUACGCGGACGCAAAGGCGGGUGGGGCAGGAGGCAGUGACUGAAGAAUUUAAGAAAUUUUUUUGAAUAAACAGUUAUUCUAUCUUGAGAAUUGUUUAUGUUUAAAUUUCAUACAUCUUUAAAUCAUUAGAUGUUGACAAUAGUUUUCCAUUUCAAUAAUCGUAGUUGUUAUGUUUAUUGUGAUUGAA